CUUGGGUUGGCUUCGAAGAAAAGUCGACAAGCUACUCACGGACUUCGAAUCCCCACAAGCAAUGAUUCGACAUUGGCAUCAAGUAAAUUAUCCGCGAAGCACAAGAUUAUAAAGCAAAAGAUAAGAAUUGCCAAG
This is a messenger RNA of Paraglomus occultum, 135 nucleotides long. Lineage: Eukaryota; Fungi; Glomeromycota; Glomeromycetes; Paraglomerales; Paraglomeraceae. The record is from the annotation of a GenBank genome assembly.